Messenger RNA from Rhopalosiphum padi (bird cherry-oat aphid), 833 nucleotides. RefSeq lists its product as uncharacterized. The transcript has 3 exons. The record is from RefSeq and is a predicted model, not a curated record. The coding region runs from base 149 to 814 and encodes 221 amino acids. Lineage: Eukaryota; Metazoa; Arthropoda; Insecta; Hemiptera; Aphididae.
UAAAACAAAACAAAUGAUAAUAAUACGACUGUCGAAUAACAGCUAUGAUGUGAAUUGGAGCUACUCUUUUUAAAAUUUCAAAACUAACGAAUAUGACGAAAUACCACUUUCACUAACGUACGAAGACGGUCGAACUGAUUCCGACGUUAUGGAUGCAAAAAUGAUGACAGUAGAUUACGUUUCCAAGUAUACAAGUUUGUUGAGUAAACAAUUGUACAACGAUCAAAGAGCUUUGGCCCCCUUAAGGGUUUCUAUUUUAUGUUCUCAGCACAAUCAAAACAGUCAACUAGAUGAAAUCAAAUCUAUGAACCCAGAGAACUGUUGUCAAUAUUGUUUAACUCCUUGGAAGUAUGGCAAUUUUAUUUUGAAAACUCUUCCAAAACGAAAAUAUAAAAAUGGUAAAAUUCAAAAAAAGCAUUCUACAGUUUUUAAUAUAAUAAUGAAAUGCUUGGUGUGUUUAAAUAAAGCCAGUUCAGAGUACAAGAAGACCAAAAUAUUAAAUAAAAAAUCUACUAAAAAAUUUUCAAAAAAUGCAGCACUAAAUAAAAGUAUUGACAAAACAUCAAAAACUGAAGAAAAAGUUGAAACAAUAGUUAAUAAAAAUGCAACAGUGAAUAAAAGCAUUGACAAAAUAUCAAAAACCGAAGAAAAAGUUGGAACAAUAGUUGAAAAAAAACCAAAGAAAAAAAAAAGAACCUUGUAUGCUGGCUUAAACCCAUUAGUUUUUAAAAAUUUAAAAAAGAACAUGCCCAACAAAAAAAAUAAUAAUGAUAAAAAAAAAUCUAACAAUGAAAUUGUACAUAAUUACAAAUAAAAUCUUCUAUGUAAUUAAA